Messenger RNA from Fusarium verticillioides 7600, 2905 nucleotides. RefSeq lists its product as hypothetical. Bases 184 to 2604 code for a protein of 806 amino acids. Gene Ontology annotation, molecular function: zinc ion binding; DNA binding; DNA-binding transcription factor activity, RNA polymerase II-specific. Lineage: Eukaryota; Fungi; Ascomycota; Sordariomycetes; Hypocreales; Nectriaceae. The transcript has 5 exons. The record is from RefSeq and is a predicted model, not a curated record. Gene Ontology annotation, biological process: DNA-templated transcription; regulation of DNA-templated transcription.
CUCCCAAAUUUCCGCACCAACAGCGGUUGAACAUUAUGAGAAUCCUUUCGGGUGGGGGACAUCGACAUCGACAUCCAAUGCAAUCCGAUCUUUUCUGAGCGACGGCCCCUAAAGUGUUCUCUGAGAGUAACUAAACGACGAGUGUUCUCCUCUUGGAAACGGAAACUCACGAACGACUAAGCCAUGAAGCAUCCCGACGACUCUGGCCCAACUGCAACUGGACCACAAUCGGCUCGACCUCGGGCUUCCCUCUCUGUUUCUGCCUCUACCUCCCAUAAUCCGCGACGGCUUCCUGUCAAUCCCCGCCGGCACAAGGUUGCUCCCGAGCAUCGCAAGCGUGUCGCUACAGCGUGCAAUGCUUGCAAUGUGAGAAGAGUCAGGUGCUCUGGUGAGCACCCGUGUCGCCAAUGCCAAUCCUCUUCGCGCGACUGCAUAUACCCUCUGCCUGUUGAGAAGGUGAGCAUCACGCGCUCAGAGCUCGAGGAUUUGAAACACAAGGUCGAGCUCUAUGAACGUGUUCUUCGAGACACUGUCCCAGCAGCUGUAUCAAACGCCGUCCCGGAUUCUGCAAGCCGCCAAGAACUUUCAGAUUUGCUUGGUUGGACCGCCUCUAACCAUGAAAUUGGAUCAUCGGCUGUUAGUCUAGCGGCACAGACAACGCCAACGAUAGAUGCAACAACGCAUAUCGGGCGAGUGCCUCCUGAGCUUCCUCAGCUUCAGUAUCCCAGUAUACAUCGACAAUUCCAGCAACAGCCGCCUCAUCUUCAUCUUCAACCUCAGCUAUCAGAUGCUCGAAUACAGGAACCCAGCUAUGGAUUAUCUCGAACACAUUCUAUCCAGUUAUCACAUCCCGGGGCGACGCCUCAAAAUCGGCAGGAUGACGAGGAGAACUUGGUAUCAACCGAGGGUCGCCUUUUGCAUGACCCUGACGGCUAUGCUCGUUUCCUAGGUGAGACCAGCGGCGCAACUUUCCUCGACUACUUGAAGGAAUUCAUGACUACAGUUCUGCCUCUCGCGUAUCAAAAUCUGCGUCCAGGUUCUGAUGGAAGUGCGUUUUUAUCAAGUCUCGGUCGUUACCAGACCUACGACUCGCGACCUUUGCAUGAUCGAGAUGUUGACCCAACAUGGUUUCCUAUACCCUCAGAGAUGGACUCAAUGUUAUCCGAGCUUCGUUACUUCAUCCAAGACGGUAACUGCCAAUGGCCAAGCGGAGGAAUCUACUGGUGGGGGGAUCUCUCUUCAACACCGACAAUACCAUCCAUGGAACGAGACUCGGUAAACUUACGUCUCGCUAAGUGCCGUCAUUUGGCUUUCUAUCAGACUGCAUUUGCUGUGGUAUCUCAAGCCAUGAUCAUGCCGCCUCAGGAUAUCUCUAUAGACCCUCAUCUCAGUGAGAAUUACUUCAGUCGGGCCCGUAUGCUCCUCGGGAACCCGCUUGACAUUACACGCUUUACGCCCAACGAAGUAUCGGUGUUGACAUUAAUGGGGUUCUACCUGAUAGAGAUGAACCGUCGUGAUGCCGCAUAUAUUUGCGUGAGCAACGCUAUGCACAUCAGCAUCAUGCACGGCGCACAUAGGGGCUGGCUUGACGAGAGUGGCAAACGCGUAUUCUGGACGCUGUAUGUACUGGAUCGCUAUUUAAGCUGCCUCAUGGGGAGACCCCCGACCAUCAUGGACGACGCAAUCCGGUUGCCCCUUCCUUGCGAUGCUCCGUCUAUGCCUCCAGCAGAGGGUCUCAAAGCUCAUGUUGAGCUUUCAAGGAUAUCAUGCCAUAUCGUGUGCAAUACGUAUCGCAUUUCCCCUUCAGAAGAUGCCGUAAGACCUGUGAGAAGCCUCGAAGGGGAGAUCAGUAUGCUCGACGGGUGGUGUCUAAAACUCCCACCUACGGUGCAGCUCGCAAGUAACGGGUUGAGCGAUGACCCAGCCACUUGCUUGCUGCACAUGCACUACAACCAGUUAAUAAUCUUGACUGUCCGCCCCGUUUUCUUCGCCUUGGUUAAAAAGUCAUUCGCGGAAAAGCUGGUCUCGCGACAGUGUUCCUUGAGUUCACAUCCGCAACUACCUCUACUGAAGCGAUGCAUAUCAUCAGCAGAACACAACAUUCAGCUCGCUCGACAGAUCCUACUUGUCAAUCAUCCUCGAAAGCUGCUCCAAGCCGGUCUUCACUUCAUUUUUAACGCUGCCAUAGUAUUGAUGUUACAGCAGCUGGUAGAGGAUCUGUGCCCGUCUUCUCGGAGUGAGAAGGUUCGUUCACUUGACCUCGACUUUGUGAUUGGGAGGUUCGAGGAUGAGAGUCGAGUUGGUAGCAACUACGGCCGGGACUGUGCUACGGUGCUUCGGGAUCUUCGCGUUCUUGUGCAGCGUCUUCCUAUCCCUGUUGACAUGAGCACUGCAACACGUUCCGUCAACAUGACACAGACUACGACCACCUACGAUCCGAUCGCAAAUCGAUCGCAUGUUGACAUGGGACAGCAAUGGUCAGAUAAGCUGACAUCAGAGGCACUUCAGCAGCCUAUUCUUGUUGAUCAAGGCCACAUAUUAUAUAAUGAGUUGGUUUCGUGGAUUGAUGUCGAUUGGCAAUCUAAUAAUGGGUAUCUCAUUUGAGUUGGAGUUGGGCGCCCCGUGAGCAACAAAAGUUGGCGACUGAUAUUGGGUUUUUUUAUUUACAGAACAAAAGUUGAUGCUUUUGAGGUUUAAUUCUAAUGGGUAUUUGAGAGACUAUCCUGGGGGCAUCUGAAUGUAGGAUACGCAGUCACGAUGAUUUAGGUGUUGAUGACGGACCAUUAAAUGUCCUCUAAUGGUAAAUGGCCAACGACCUAUCGGCCCAAGCGUGGUUCAAAUUGGGAUUCUCCACGAACAUGAUCGGGUUCAAACAUGGAAAUAAGACAGACAAGGGUAUUCCUGG